AAUGACCCAGUGAAUUAUACUAAGAAUGAGUGUGACUUGAAAGUUUUCGAAGGCACGAGUAGGAUUAGCCCCAUAAAAGACAAUUUAACCCUACAGAAGCUAUAUAUAACUACCUAUGGGACUCUUGAGAGCCAAUAUCGCAGAAAAAUAAGCAAAUUACACGGGAUUGACUUUUACAGAGUUAUUCUUGAUGAGGCUCAUUGCAUAAAGGAUGCAUCCACUAGUACGAGCAGGGCUGUAUGUGCUUUAAAAGCACAGAAGAGAUGGGCUUUAACAGGUACUCCUUUGCAAAAUAGGGUAAACGAUCUGCUGUCGCUAUUAAGAUUUCUUAAUGUAGAUCCGCAUGGAUACUACCUCUGUAAAAAGUGUAACUGUAAAAGCAACAGCUGGCUAAGAAGACAUGAAAUAGAUAAUGACUCUACUACAAACAACAAUGAUAAUGCCAUAGAGGAUUUUGGCCAUACCGAAUAUUCAGUGGAAGUUUUCAACAAGUUGCAGCUUCUAACCAAUAAAAUCAUUCUCCGUCGUACAAAGCUAGGCUUGGAGGAAGAAUUGGGCUUACCCUCUAAAGUGGUUUAUAUUAAAAAGUGCAUCUUCAGCCCAGAAGAGAAUGAAUUCUACAUUUCACUAUAUACAAAUACAAAAAUGGAAUUUAACAAAUAUAUCCAGAAGAUGGGAAGUGUCAACAAUUUAAAUUAUGUUCACAUUUUCGAUUUAUUAAACAAAAUGAGGAUGGCAGUUAAUCAUCCAUACUUAUUAAUUCCUAAGAAUGAGCGCACGGCAUUCAUCUGUGGAAUUUGUAACGAAGAAGCAGAAAAUCCAGUGAAAUCCAAAUGUAACCACUAUUUUUGUAUGAAGGAAGCAGAAGAGCUUUUUACCAAUUCGGGUAGAUAUAAUAUUCAGAACUCUAACCUUAAUGUUACAAUCUGCCCAGUGUGUAAAAUUCCACUAACAAUUGAUUUUAAUUAUACGGAGAAUGGUAUCGGAAGUAAUUUGGGAACUACCAAUUGGGUUACUUCUACAAAAAUUGAAAAGCUUAUAGAAAUUCUGUAUUCAACGAAAAAUAAAAGGGAAAUAAUUGACGAAGAUAAUCUUCAGCAGCUUUCUCCAAGAUCAGCACCGAAAUCUAUUGUGUUUUCACAAUUCACUCAAUUUUUGGAAAUUUUAAGGUGGAGACUGGAAAGAGCUGGGUUUAGAGUGGUGAAAAUAUAUGGAAGUAUGACGAUUACCCAGAGAGCAGCUGCCAUAAAGGAAUUUAAUGAAAAUCCUGAUAUUACUAUUUUUUUAAUUUCCCUAAAGGCUGGUGGUGUGGCUUUAAAUCUAACUGCAGCAGAGCAAGUUUUCCUAAUGGAUUUGUGGUGGAAUCCAGCUGUUGAGGAACAAGCUAUGGAUCGAAUCCACAGGAUUGGGCAGUUUAGACCCAUAAAAAUUUACCGAAUUAUUAUUGAGAAUUCGAUAGAAUCCAGAAUAUUGGCAUUACAGCAAAAGAAGAGAGCAUUAUUCGAAAGUACCGUGGAUAAUGACCAAGCUGCAUUACAGAGACUAACUCCUGAUGACCUGAUGUUUUUAUUUAAU
Messenger RNA from Medioppia subpectinata, 1575 nucleotides. Lineage: Eukaryota; Metazoa; Arthropoda; Arachnida; Sarcoptiformes; Oppiidae. The record is from the annotation of a GenBank genome assembly.